GUUCUCCCCCGGUUUGAUUCUCUUGCUUAAUUUCCUUCCCUCCCCCCCCUCCAAUUAUCGACCGUGUGUCUCCUCUCCUCCUCAUCCACAUCCGCGGCAUCGCUGUUUCACUGUCACUCUGGCUCACGGGCUAGUUUUGCCGCUUGCUGUCGAUUCUUCCUGACAAUCGGUGGCUCCUUUGUCCUUUUUCUGAUUAUCACCCCUUUGUGGUCUUUCUUUUUAUGAUCUCCCCUUUGUCUCCCCAAUCAUCUUCUUCGAGUCGUCCUUAGUCGUAUGCCAUCAUCAACAUGAAUGCCUCUCAGCAACCAACAGCUUUCUCCUAUCCUUUCCCGCCCGGCGUCUCGCUGGGUCCGCCAGUCUCCCCUGUCAGUCAAACCAAUCCGCACUUGUCGGUUAACCUGGGCUCCAACAAUCCCUUUCGCAGCCGUGCCCUGUCCCCGUCCAGUUCCAUUACCUCAGGCGGCAGACCAGAACGUCCGAAGUCUACGAAUCCCUUUCUCGAUGAUACCGAUCCAAUGUCGCCACAGUCUGCACCAGUAGGAUCAGUGGGGUCGCCUCAGGAUAUGACCCAGAACACGCGCGAUCUUUUUGAAAGUCUGUCUUUGAACCCAGAUCCCAAGAGCAACGCCUCUCGACCAGCGCCGCCACGCCCGGAGAAGCCUUCCAACAGCCGCCCGCCUCGACCGACCCGGGACACUUCCGAGGCACGAUCCAAGGAUCCUUUGGAUAUCUUUGCGGAUCCACCAAGCAUGUCGAAACCUAGCGGAUCGCGGCCCCGAGAUCGAGAAAGACGUCCACGUCGCAACUCAGAAUCGUCAGUGAUGGAGCGGACCCCAAAGCUCCUUGAUGAGGACGAUGAGAAAAAAAGACGCGAGAGACGGCGACGCGAGCGCGAGGCUCGUCAGCGCGAUGGCAAGUCCCGCUCUAGGCGACCUACCUAUGAGCUUGAUAUCAUCGAUAAACUGGAUGUGACCAGCAUUUACGGCACAGGAAUGUUCCACCACGACGGUCCUUUCGACGCCUGCAAUCCCAACCGUAAUCGCAAAGGCUUGCGCACUGCCCCCAUGCAAGCAUUCCCUAAAGAUUCAUCCAAUAUGGCUUUGGGAGGCUCAGGACCAAACAAUCAGAACAUCGAUCUGAAUUUGUUCCACGGAACCGCGCAGGAAGGAUACAAUGACUUUGCUUUGUCAGGUUCGGCUGCAGAUAGUCGCAAAACAGAAGGGGCUAACUUUGAUCCGGGCUCUCGCAUCGACCCGGUCCACGGCGCUGAAAGUCUGGGGCUAGGUACCAGUACUUUCUUGGAAGGCACCCCUGCUAGUCGUCUGGCUAUCAAGGAGCUAGAAACAGAACAGCAGAAUGCCUUCAACAACAACGCGAAUCUUCAGCGCAAGAAGAGUUUGGCUCAAAGAAUCCGGGGAAUCAACCGCCCGCCAGGUGCCGGUCGAGUGGUUUCUCCACAAGCCGCCUACCGUGCUCCAGUCUCUCCUCCCACUUCGACUUCUCCGCGUAAUGAAAAGAACCCAUUUUUCCAGGACUAUGAUGAUGCCUGGGAUAAGAAAGGGACUCGAAUCAGCUCCGUCGAGGAAUCCAGAGUUGUUGAUGGUGGGCGCGUUCGUUCAUCGAGUAGCCCUAAGCAGACGACGGGUCUGGAGCGAAGGUUCACAAACGAGCGGGGCAAUACCGCCUUCGACGAUGGCAAAGCGAAUGGAGGUGGCUUUAUCAACCGGAUGAAGAGUUUACGGAAGCCCCGCCCGGAGAGGCGGAUCAGUAACGACUGAGUUGCCGACUGUUACCUUUUUUUUUUUUUUUUUUUUUUUUUUUUUCUCUUUU
Messenger RNA from Aspergillus ochraceoroseus IBT 24754, 1830 nucleotides. RefSeq lists its product as uncharacterized. NCBI's taxonomy places the organism in Eukaryota, Fungi, Ascomycota, Eurotiomycetes, Eurotiales, Aspergillaceae. Bases 288 to 1778 code for a protein of 496 amino acids. The transcript is spliced from 4 exons. The record is from RefSeq and is a predicted model, not a curated record. Gene Ontology annotation, cellular component: cytoplasm.